Molecule: messenger RNA, 4488 nt
Organism: Trichoplusia ni (cabbage looper)
Lineage: Eukaryota; Metazoa; Arthropoda; Insecta; Lepidoptera; Noctuidae
Product: solute carrier family 12 member 9
Exons: 20
Coding region: 210-3020 (936 amino acids)
Biological process (GO): cell volume homeostasis; potassium ion homeostasis; chloride transmembrane transport
Cellular component (GO): membrane
Molecular function (GO): potassium:chloride symporter activity
Source: RefSeq, a predicted model, not a curated record
CUUCAUUCGACUUUGACAGUGACACAGUUAACGUCAGUUCGGCGGCUGUGUUGUCGAUGUGUGGUGUAAAUAUUUCCGUAUUUAGUUUCUUUGUUAAAUAACAAAAUGAUCAGUCACGAAGCCAUGUUAUAAGCAGAUACAGAUAAUAUUAAACAUAAUUUUAGAAGGAAUUAAUCUAUUUGACUUUAUAAGCGUGACGAAGCCAAAACAUGGCUGAGACCUUGGACCCGCUGUCGCCCAGCGUGAACAGUCAGGCGAAUAUAUCUAGACAGGCGGGCCUUAUGAACAAACUGAGAAUGAGGAUAGGCAGAGGAGGACCCUCCAACAGACCUGUUGGUGAAGGUUAUGUGGAGUUCGGAGAGUUUCGCACGGACCGACCCGGCAUCAAGAAGGUCGGCACCUUCGCCGGCGUCUUCUGUCCCGUCGUGUUGUCCAUGUUCAGUGCGCUGGUCUUCAUACGAAUGGGUUACCUAGUAGGCAACGCUGGGCUAUUGGUGACACUCGCGCAGUUCGGCAUGGCGUACCUCAUCGUGAUAUUCACCGUGACCUCUAUCUGUGCUAUCUCCACUAAUGGUGCUGUUGAAGGCGGAGGUGUUUAUUUUAUGAUAAGCAGGACUCUAGGUCCGGAGUUCGGUGGCGCUGUGGGAACAUUGUUCUUCUUUGCAAACGUCGUCUCCAGCGCCCUCUGUAUAUCAGCUUGUACGGAAGCUCUAGUUGAAAACUUUGGACAAAAUGGGUACCUAGUGGGUUCGAACCCGGGCAUACCAGACGGCUGGUGGUACCGCUUCCUGUACCGCUCUUGCCUCAACGCCAUCGGUCUGGGCGUGUCGCUGGCCGGCGCCUCUCUCUUCGCCAGAACCAGUCUGGCGAUCUGGUUCACCAUGCUGGUCUGCCUCGGAAGCGCUUUCCUUAGCUUCUUUGUGACUCCAUUCGCCUCAAUUGACAAGCCAGACACAAACCACAUCGUGAACGACACAGUAUUUUACUACACCGGUCUGAACUCGACCACUCUCUACGAUAACCUGUACCCGAACUACGGACGGGACUAUACCACAGCUGACGGUCAGAUGGUGGACUUCGCAUCAGUGUUCGGAGUCCUAUUCACUGGAGUCACAGGUGUCAUGGCUGGAGCUAACAUGAGUGGUGAACUAAAGAACCCAUCUCGCAGCAUACCGUUCGGUACCCUAACGGCGUUGCUGUUCACCUUCAUAUCGUACAUAGCGCUGAGCGUGCUGACCGCCGCCACUUGUACCAGAGACCUGUUGCACAACAACUACGUGUACCUACUGCCUAUCAAUAUAUGGCCGCCAUUUAUUGCCGUUGGUAUGCUCAUGGCCACAUUCUCAGCUGGUCUGUCCAAUUUAAUCGGAGCUUCAAGAGUUCUGGAAGCAUUAGCUAAGGACAAUAUAUACGGGUUUAUCCUGAAGCCCAUGGUCUCCCGCUCCGGGAACCCCGUGGUGGCCGUCAUCACGUCCUGGCUGCUGGUCCAGGUGGGCAUCAUGGCGGACUCCCUCAACGCUAUCGCCCAGGUCAACUCCGUACUCUUCAUGACCAGCUACUUCGCCAUCAAUCUUGCCUGUCUUGGAUUGGAUCUCGCUUCGGCACCUAACUUUAGGCCGUCGUUCAAGCAGUUCUCGUGGGUGACGUCGCUGCUGGGGCUGGCGGGCUGCGCGGGGCUGAUGUUCGGGCUGCGCUCGCUGUACGCGCUGGGCGCGGCGCUGGCGUGUGGCUCCCUGGUGGUGGCGCUGCACCUGCUGUCGCCCGCCGCCGCAGACCCCAGGUGGGGCAGCCUCAGCCAGGCGCUCAUCUUCCACCAGGUCCGCAAGUACCUGCUGCUGCUGGACCCUCGGCGGGAGCACGUCAAGUUCUGGCGCCCGCAGAUGUUACUACUGAUAGCCUCGCCGCGGCAGUCGGCGCCGCUUAUCGACUUCGUUAAUGACCAGAAAAAGGGCGGACUGUUUGUAGUGGGUCACGUGAGAGUGGGCGAGCUGGACGGCGCGGGAGACCCGCUGGCUGAUGAACACAAGUACUGGCUCAAGCUCAUCGAUCAUCUUAAGGUGAAAGCCUUCGUGGAGCUAUCCCUGUCCCCGUCCGUCCGGGGCGGCGCCGCGCAGCUGUCCCGGCUGGCGGGGCUGGGCGCCAUGAAGCCCGACACCGUGCUGCUGGGCUUCCGGGACACCGCGCCGCCCAGGGACUUCUUCAGGGACACCCUAUCACCAUACAAGACGGAUAUCUUCGACCUGGAGUCCGGCGAGGUGAUAUUCCCGACUCGCAAGCCGACAGACUCGCGCCUGUCCGCCUCGGAGUACGUGAGGAUAGUCUCCGACGUGCUCUGCGUCAACAAGAACGUGUGUCUCUGCCGGCACUUCCAUAAACUGGACAUGGGGAAUGUGGAGAGGAAGUCCCCCUCACUGAAGUACAUAGACGUGUGGCUGGUGGAGGUCCUGUCGCCGUCGUGCGAGGACCCGUUCUCGGUGCGCGGGCUGUUCGCGCUGCAGCUGGCCGCCGUGGUGCGCUCGGCGCGCGGCUGGCAGCACCUGCGCCUGCGCCUGCACGCCGCCGCGCUGCCUGCUGCGCAACACACUACCAUACAUGAAGCCGGUCGCACGGUGACGGUCGGGGAACAUUCCGCGCUGGAGUCGCUGGCAGCCGGCCGCCCUGUGGAAGAGAGAUUGGAUAAACUACUCAAACUGUUGAGAAUUAAUGCUACUACACACAUUGUAACAGAGUGGCCGAAACUGGACGACUACAGCAGGUUUCAGAAUGAGGACGACAACUCCAUGUUCCAGAGAGUACCAGUCAGCUAUCUACAGAUUGUGAACAACAUAAUAAAGCAGCGCAGUUCUGAUGCGACGGCCGUGACCUUCGUGCAGCUGCCCGCGCCGCCCAGACUCGCCUACACGCCGGACGACGAGACCGUCUGCCAGCAGUACCUCAAGGUACUUGAUGAAUUCACAAAGGAUCUCCCCCCAACUAUUCUCGUCCGAGGCCUGAAGUCCGUCACAUCGACCGCUUUAUAACCGGCCUACAGCUAAGCAUACGUUAAUAUAUUUAUUAGAUCUCGUAUCAUAGAAAAUGGACCAAUUAUAUUCAAACUCUAAAUGUAGGCAGACCAGUAUUGCCAUCGCCUUUUAAAACAAGACUUGCAGUUGUUGGAAAGAGAUGGCGCUCUACUCCGUGUAAUGCUGUCUCGCUCUCACAACUGUAAGUGGUGGGGAUACAAGAGAUAAAAGAUAGACUGAGCGUAUGGAGUGCUUAAUAUAAUAGUUCUGACUCAAUUGCAUCAUUUAAUCACGGAAGGGACUAUCGUGAUCACUAUGAAACAUAUAAAUCCAUGUUGAAGAUCGACGUAUAACAAAAUGUCGCCCUUAAACUCCCGUUGUUUAAGUAGAUAAAACAGGUAAACAAUUUUGGUGUAACCUUUUUUUUACAGGAUAUAUUAUACAUAGUAAUAACGACUGUUAUAUUUAAGCGGUAUACUUGAUUUAACAAUCUUUAUGACUGUUUUACAUUGAUUUUUAAAGGCAGUUUAUUUUUGAACUGAUUUUUUAGGCAAAAUGACACCAAGAUUGUUUACCUUUUUUAACUUCCUAAGCAAAUAGACACCUAUAUGUCUUGCGUUGUCCUUCAUGUAUUUAGCUGUUAGUGAUUAGGGUAGGCCCUUUUGACAUAAAAAAACAAAGCUAUGAAAAGCACUAUGUUCCGUCUAUUUUCUAUCUGGUCUGUGGUAGUUAGUAAAAUGUUGGUGCAAACAUGCGCUUGCGCACUCUGUAUUAUGACUUAGUGUUAAUAGUAAAAUUUACGCUGUUGUUGAAAUGUAUGUAGACAAAUUGACAUGCUUUUAUUCUGUAAGGUUUUUUUUAUAUAAUUUGUACUUUUUUUUCAAGAUUAUUUCUAAACUACAGAAGAGUUUUCGACUAUUUUAAUAUGUCUGAGCUUAUACCAAAAAUAACACAAAAGUUGUAUAUCUAAAUAAUUGAAUAUGGUAUGUAGACAUUUAUCGAAACAUUUUUCAUGGAAUACGAAUUUAUAUUUAAAUUUCAAAAUUAACAUAUUCAUUUGAUAUUAGAUUUCUCUCUCAAUACUCUCUCUUUCAUGACUCAAUAUCUUUCAUUUAACAAAUAUUGUAUCUUUUUAAAUCGACUUCAAAGGCAUACCGAUAUUCACAUCUGUGAAUAUCGUAAUAACCAUUUUUUAAGUAUAUUAUAAUUUUCAUUUUCAUAAUAAUUCGUUUUGCUACAUUAUCUCUUAUGUAACUGUGUAUUUUUAAUUGGUUAUUAUGUGUUAAUUAUUUGAUAUUAUUAUAAGCUAUAUUUACGAAUGGUUAUGAAUUCGAACAACGCAUUGACAAAGUUUUUCACUCUUGGAUUUUUGACUAAUUUCUUAUACGGUGCGAGUCACAACUUUUGCUACGUGACUUCAAUUAUAAAUAAGAGGCCUUGUUACCUAGAACAUAAAGUAGAUAAUAGCUUAACCCAUUCUUAUGAC